Messenger RNA from Candidula unifasciata, 330 nucleotides. The record is from the annotation of a GenBank genome assembly. Lineage: Eukaryota; Metazoa; Mollusca; Gastropoda; Stylommatophora; Geomitridae.
UAGACCUGGCCUACAACAGAUCCCAGUUUCCGGAGAUCACAGAUGCUGACGACAACACCUGUAUCACCGACCCAGACCUGAAACUUGUCAUUGUGUAUUUUAAAGCCAUAUUUACCUGGCUGAGGGUCUUCCUCCGAAAACCCAGGUCCAGACAAGAGCUGCUGUUUGUGUUGAAGCAGAACGGAUCGAUAAUCUCCUGCCAAAAAGCUCGCUAUUUGACUGGCCAGGUCAGCCAGCUGGAUGUGUACUGUCCCAGUGUCGAGGUUGUUGACGAGCUGAUUAUCGCAGGAGAAGGAGUCCCCUACCUGUGCUCUGUUUACAUCAGUGGCG